Molecule: messenger RNA, 1502 nt
Organism: Esox lucius (northern pike)
Lineage: Eukaryota; Metazoa; Chordata; Actinopteri; Esociformes; Esocidae
Exons: 10
Coding region: 29-934 (301 amino acids)
Molecular function (GO): protein binding
Source: RefSeq, a predicted model, not a curated record
UCAUCUACAAUUAACACUGUGGUUUCCCAUGUGUUUGAUGACGGAAGGCCGGAUGUACAAGCCAGCUUGGACAUUUCAAAGCGUGCGUUUAAAACCUCAAGCUCAAGCAGCAGAAGUGUCAGCCAUGGGGGGAGGACAGAGUGCCGGAGAGAGCCAGGUUGAGGAGCUGAAGAUGGAAAAUGCAGCCAUGGGGGCCAGAUUGACGGCCAGUGAGAAUGAACUACAAAUCAACAAGAGCAAGAUUCAGGAGCUGGAGAGUAAGAAUGCAGUCCAAGCAGCAGAGGUGUCAGCACUGGGGACCAGACUGAGUGCUUGUGAAAGCCAGGUGGAGAAGUUGAAGACAGAGAAUGCAGCCCAAGCAGCAGAAGUGUCAGCGCUGGAGAGCAGAUUGAAUGUUACUGAGAGCAGGUUGGAGGAGCUGAAGACAGAGAAUACAGCCCAAGCAGCAGAACUGUCAGCCCUGACUGUUAGAGUGAGUGCGAGUGAAAGCCAAAUGGAGGAGCUGAAGAGUAUGAAUCCAGUGACACCAAAGGUGGCGUUCUACACGGCUUUGACUGAUUCAGGAUAUAUAGGACCCUUCACCACUGAUACUACUCUAAAGUACAGCAAUGUCUACACUAACAUUGGCAACAGCUACGACCCAACUACAGGUUUCUUCACAGCACCAGUAAAAGGCAUCUACUACAUCAGAUUUACCUUGUGCGGCCUCCGUGGUGAAGUCAACAUGGGAGUAUACAUGUCCAAGAACAAUCAAAAAGUCAUGUAUAAUGUAGAGCGGAAAGAAAAGGAAGGUUUUACAUACAUUUCAAAUGCUGUCACUCUAGAACUAGAGGAAAGGGAUUGGAUACACAUGAGCCUCCCAUCGGGCAUGGCAAUCUAUGAUAAUGACUUCAAUCAAAGUACAUUCAGUGGCUUCCUUCUCUUUCCCAUGUAAGGAGGUGAGAACUAUGAAUUGUGUUCUAAACCAGGUGUUUCAAACUUACACAGGAGGUUCAUAGUAAAUUCUGAUUGUAUUUCCUAGCCUUCAGCAUUUGCAAUAUAAUGUUGCUCAAUCUGUCACUUUUUCAGUGCUUCAUGACUGUCUAGCCCAUGUUUAGUUAGGCGGAGAUGUUUAGAUGAAGAGACUGAAUUUAGGUUAAUUUCUACAGUUUUAUUUGGUUUAUUCAUUUAAAUGUCAAUUAUUUAUUUACUCAAACCACACAUGGGCCAAAAUGAAUGGGCUUCUGGGCCAGAUCCAGGGAAUUUUGUUCAAACUUUAAAUUAAUUACCUUGUGAAAAUCUUACUUGUAAAAGUUUAUAUUCUGUUUCCUGGUGACUUCCCCUACAUGAGGCAAAAGAGUAACUAAAUAAUUAUGUGGAAAAAUUAUGUAAUAUUCUGGAGGAUGAACUGCCCAAUCAGUAGUCUAGCAGUGGUGGAGUCAGCACACAACUAUGAUCAUAUUUUUUUAUUAUAGGUAUAACCACACAACAUUCUGUAAGUAGGGUACACCAACAAAAUCCCA